This is a messenger RNA of Gossypium raimondii (Peruvian cotton), 571 nucleotides long. RefSeq lists its product as uncharacterized. The record is from RefSeq and is a predicted model, not a curated record. Lineage: Eukaryota; Viridiplantae; Streptophyta; Magnoliopsida; Malvales; Malvaceae. The transcript is spliced from 2 exons. Bases 217 to 501 code for a protein of 94 amino acids.
AUUUGCCCAUAAAGCACCAGUGUUGUUGUUUUGUUCUCGUUUCUAUGGUAACGUCCCUCUUCCACUGAGAAAUAAAGGAGAAGACAAAUGGAGAAGAGGAGUUAAAAAGAUCGAUUAAAUCUAUAUACUCAUUGUUUGCUUCUUCCCUUUGAUCUUCCUGCCUUGAUUUUCUCAUCUACCACAUUGGUUGAGGACUUUUAAUCGUCUCUCUAAGAAAUGGUUCUGGACGGAAUUGUAUCAUCUCCCCUUCGAAGGUCAGCAUCAACGAGGAGGCAAUCCUCGAGAGAUGAAUUCGGUAGCUGGUCAACACUUGUUGAGAGGCAUAGGUUCCUCUUAACAGCAUUGGGAUUGUUGGCAUUCCUCUGUACUAUCUACCUUUAUUUUGCUGUUACUUUAGGAGCCACGGAUACAUGUUCUGGGUUGAAAGGAACAGAGAAAGCAACAUGCAAUCUGCAGCAUGUAAGCUCCACUCUCUCCCAUGGGAAACUCAAAUUCCUGUGACAUUCUUCAUGCUAUGUAUGUUACAAGUUGCUUUUAUUAAUUAAACUUAUAAUCUGAGCAUCUUAAUAUA